UACCAGUUUCUUUUUAUUUUAUAGUUACCGCUCUGUUACAUUCUACAAUUGCCCUUCCCAUUGAGAGUGUAACUAUUAUAAAAGUAUGAGAAAAAGAAAAAGCUACUUGGCUAAUCAGCAAAUUAUCUUCCAUCAACUCUUUCGAAGAUUUAAAAAUCUACCUAGACCUCUUCAGUUUGCUUUUACUUUAAGCUUAGGUACAUCAGCCCUUAUCUAUGCAUCAGUGAUGUUGUGGUAUUUUUCCAAUGAUCUAACCAAUCCUACUUUUCUUGGUAUGGACAAAUGUAAUGCAUGUUAUGGAAAAAAGCUUUGUCGAUCAUUCUUAAGAGGUGAUUUUGUUCUAAAGGGAGUGUCUGGAGUUCGGGUAUUUGACCAUGUCAACAUUCAGAACGUUUUUUACGCUGUUGCAAAUAAUAGCAUUCCAGUAGUUCUGAAAAAACUAGCUCAUAAUUCGGAAUUUAGAGACAUUGAUACAAAAAUAUGCACAUUAUCAGGAUUAAGAUAUAACUGUGAUCUGGAUUUAGCUUUAUCCCGUUCUAAACCUUACAAUGAGCCUCAACUAACAACUUAUUCUUUAGAAAACUAUUUUACACGAAGCAUGCCAUGCAUGUCUCAAAGGUUAUUGGACUAUCUGCAACAACAUUACGAUGACGAUUUAACAGACUUUAGAGUCUAUAAGGAUGCAAGGAAAAGGUUUAUUUAUACCUUUUCAGUUAAUCCAGAACCUUUAAUUAUCAAGGCGUUCCCGUAUACCAAAGGAUAUCCCUUUCCAAAAGCAUACGGUGCCUGCGGAAGAUAUUUAGUAACAGAAAACGCUGGUACCCGUUUAGCAGACUACUACAAUGCACAUUGGAUUAAAAGAAUUGAUAUAGCAUGGCAAUUAAUGAAAAUUGCUGAUAAAUUUACCAAAGGAUCAAGUGAGAAUUUCAAAUUCUACUGGACAGAUUGUUCCUACGAGAAUAUAUUUAUUAAUAACAAAGGAAAGGUUGUUAUUGUUGAUCUUGAAGAUAUCAUUAUAAUUGAUACAGCAAAGAUUGAGAGAGAAAAGAAGGCAGGUGAUUUUGAUACAAAGUAUAGUCUAAAAUUCACUGAAUGUAAAUCUGGAUAUGGAGAUUGUGUUGAAUAUUCAACUGAAUCUUUAUGUACGCAAAAAGAAGCGGAUUUAAAUUAUUAUGUUAUUUGUAGAAAUCUCUUGUCCUCUUAUGCAAAUCAUCACCUCAAACCACGUGGUUUCUUACACGAUCUACCCUCGAAUAUUGAGCAAGAGUAUAAAAUCAAAGGAUUACUUGAAGAUUGCGCUAAUCCAACAAAGCCUAAUGAAAGAUGGAUAAUCAAAGACAAAAUUUUACAAGUGCUAAAGGAAAUUAAGGAUAAACAUGUUUAAUUAUCUUACGCCAACACAAUUUUACGUGAAAUACAAAGACAAUUCGUAUUUUACUCACAUUUUCUACACAGUUUUCUUGCAUUGUCUUUCCUCUUAUGAAAUGUUUAUUUUUAGCAUUUUAUUUACUGUGAUAUUAUUACUCACUUUGAUAGUAUUAAAUUGUUUUUGCAAAUGAAUAGUAGUUUAAAUACUGUAAAAGUAACUUUUUUAGUAAAAUAAAAUAUUUGAAUGCCGAAAAAGUAAGGCUCCCCGGCAUAUUGAGC
Molecule: messenger RNA, 1647 nt
Organism: Dimorphilus gyrociliatus
Lineage: Eukaryota; Metazoa; Annelida; Polychaeta; Dinophilidae
Source: the annotation of a GenBank genome assembly